UUGACUAAUUUUUUUUUUAUGCUUUGGGUGUUCAUGGUGCAGAUAUAUGCGGUUUCUAUUACUAUUCGUAUUGUGCUUGGUUUUAUGUUGCUCGCCCUCAUAUGGAGGUUUGAUUUCCCACCCUUCAUGGUGCUGAUCAUUGCCAUCCUCAAUGAUGGUACCAUCAUGACAAUAUCAAAGGAUAGGGUGAAACCAUCUCCUCAGCCUGAUAGCUGGAAGCUGGCAGAAAUUUUUGUAACUGGAGUCAUUCUUGGUGGUUACUUGGCCAUGAUGACAGUCAUUUUCUUCUGGGCAGCAUACAAGACAAACUUUUUUCCUCGUAUAUUUGGGGUUUCAACUCUUGAAGCAACAGCUCAUGAUGACUUCAGGAAGCUUGCAUCAGCAAUAUACUUGCAAGUGAGUAUCAUCAGUCAGGCCCUAAUAUUUGUGACACGUUCUAGGAGUUGGUCUUUCGUUGAACGUCCUGGCCUUUUGCUAGUGGUGGCUUUUGUUGUUGCUCAGUUGGUAAGUGAACUGCUAUUUUCUAUUCUUUUCUUUAUUUUUUCCAGGCAAGUGCAUCCUAAGUCCUAGUUACUUGAAGAAUGACCUUUAGAAUAAACUUUCCGUUUGUGUGAGCAGGUUGCUACACUGACAAUAGAGGAUUGAUUUCAAUUCCUUUUUGUGAAAUCAAGAGAUUAGUUGGCUGAUGUUUUCAAUGAAGGUUUUUGUAGUAGGAUUUUUUACCAUUGUUUAUGCUUAGUGUUGGUUAGUAGUAGUUUGAGGCAUAAUUGUGUACUUUGGAUCACUUCAAUAUAAAUGCUUUUGUUUAUGGUAGGGAACCUUAAUUUUGGGUCUCUUAUUAGCCAUGUUUACAUUUACCAUUGUGAUUCCCCCUUACUUAUUUUGCAUCCCUUUUUUAUUUCCAUUGAUUUUGUGGCUUGAUUUUCAUUGUUGUUGGUUCUGUUUCAGUAACCUAUGGAGGACUACAUCUGAAGAAAAGAGAGAGUUGGAGCGUCUGGAAAAACCCAUAUAUAAUUCUGUUAGUUGAGCUGCAGAAGUUCAUCAUCAGGUUUCUAUUUUCUAAUUGCUCUUAUAUGAAACAAUGCACAUACAACUGCUAAUAUAGAAACAAAGGAAUCUACUUUCUGUUAAUGCUGGCGAAAACUUCAGUGAGGAUUUCUACAUCUGGUUUAUCACAUAAAACGUUUUGUUUGCCUGCUUUUAGGUUU
Molecule: messenger RNA, 1208 nt
Organism: Camellia sinensis
Lineage: Eukaryota; Viridiplantae; Streptophyta; Magnoliopsida; Ericales; Theaceae
Source: RefSeq, a predicted model, not a curated record